Hordeum vulgare subsp. vulgare (domesticated barley) is the source of this 2688-nucleotide messenger RNA. RefSeq lists its product as uncharacterized. The coding region runs from base 142 to 2367 and encodes 741 amino acids. Lineage: Eukaryota; Viridiplantae; Streptophyta; Magnoliopsida; Poales; Poaceae. The record is from RefSeq and is a predicted model, not a curated record. The transcript has 4 exons.
AGUCGCAGAGGCCGAAGCCAGCCCAAGGCCAAACCCUAGAGCCUCCGUCUCCGCCCGCGAGGCUGACGCGCUCGCGCUCAGCUUCUCGCUCCCGCCGGCUUGUGCCUGAGAUUCGAGCAGGGGCGCCGGAGGUUCGCCGCGAUGAUCUGGCUUUCGGGGGUGGAGGGAGGGCAUGGAGGGACGAACCCGGAGGCGGGGGCGGACGAGCUGCCGCCGGUGGAUGCCGCGACGGACGGGGAGGCGAUGGCGCAGGGGAGCUUCGGUGAAGCAGAUUUUGAUGCCAUGAUGGUGGAAUCUGGUGGGUUGCAGACGGCGGAGAUUUCUAAUCCUGCCGUACCUCAGCAUGAUGCUGAAGCCGAAUCGAACGAAGAUGAUGAGCGUGCUAGAUACCAUCUCCCUCCCCUUGAUAGAGAUGGGUUUCAAGUUUCUGAUCUUGUCUGGGCCAAAUUGGAAGGUCAUCCCUGGUGGCCUGGUGAAAUUUUUGACCCUUCAGAUGCAUCCGAGCUGGCAUUGAAGCAUCAGAAAGAGGGCCACCAUCUGGUAGCAUUUUAUGGUGACGGUUCUUUUGCGUGGUGUCAUGAAUCCCAGUUCAAGCCUUUCAUGGAAAACCGUGCAGAGAUGGAGAAACAAUGCAAUUCUGAUGCCUUCGCCAUUGCAGUUAAUGGUGCGCUUCAAGAACUCUCAAGGCGGAUAUUGGCGGCCGCGAGUUGCUCUUGUCUCCCAGAAGAGCUCUCUGAGAAUGGCAUGUCUUAUAUCGGUGAGAAUGCUGGGCUCAAGACUGGAUUUACUUGCUCUAAGGUUAACCAGGCUGAGAUAUUGAAAUAUUUCAGUCCAGAACACCUUCUUCAUUAUAUGAAGUUGCUGGCUCUGUCUCCUUGCCAAGGAGGUGUUCUGCAGGAUUUAGUGAUUGCUUGCUCUCAACUUAUGUCUUUCUAUCGGUCUAAGGGGUACGCUGAAAUUGCAUCAUUUCAAUCUGGCAGUGCAUGGGCAGAGAAUAACAUCGACACAACUGUCACCAAUGAAGUGCAGCCUAGUCAUGUGAAACCCAAAAGAGGUAGGGGAAGACCUCGUAAGCGAAAGCCUGAUGAUAACGUAGAGUUGACAGAGGGAAGGCCCAUUGUGAAGCCUCAGAACGGACCGGCAGUUCAUAACAACAUUGGUGAAACAGAGUGUGGUGAAUUUGACAUCUCUAUGAAGAAGCCGGCAAAAAGGAGACGUGUGCAGAGGCGCUAUGAUGUGGACCCCAAGGACUUAUCUGGGAUGGCAGCUUCUACUGAAAUGGGCAUGAUUGAAAAAACUGAAGGGGACGGGAGUGAAGAGUGGAAAAUGUUGCCUUGUCCUAAGGAAGAAAUAACGGACCAUAUGCAGGACGCCUACUGGUCUGGACUGAGUUUACAUACUGUCUCGACUCAGAGCCUUAAAGGGGCAAGUGGCAAAACAAGGCCGAUACGCAGGCGGAGAGCGACGCGACGAACAUGUGCACCUUCAUCAGAUCUUUCUUCCCCUGUACAGAAUAUGCACCCUGAAACGUUGGAUGUUAACAGAAAGAUAGAAGUGAUAAAAAGAUCAAUUAUCCACGUUGACGAGAAGAUGCUCCAUGAUGUAAACCCCACUGCACUUGUUUUCUGCUUUGGCAAAUCAAUUGCUCUUCCUUCAAAAAUGGAUUUUAUUAGGAUGUUCAGUCGCUAUGGACCGCUAAAAGAAACCGAGACUGAAACGCACAAAAACACAAAUACUGUUAAAGUUGUCUUCAGGAAACGUGUCGAUGCUGAAAGGGCUUUCAGUGCUGCUGGCAACUUUGGCUCUUUUGGACCCUCACUUCGAAGUUUUCGCCUUGUGAAUAUGCCAUUUUCUCUAAGAACAACUGAAUUGAGUUAUCCUAUGUUACGCCCUGAAGAUAGUAGCAUGGAGAUUCCUGUUUGUAGGGUGUCUGGAGUUGCACUGGAUUAUGCGCAAAUUGACAUCUUCGACAAAGCUGACAAAGGUGAGGCUGUAAAGAAUCCAUCAGUUGAACACACUGAGAUGGUCAAGCUUGCAGGACAAGGUGAAGGCAAUACCGAGUGUGCUUUACAUGCCGGAGGUAGAAAUGAAGAGUCACCUGAUGUUCUCUCAGGUACCAUGCAAACUGAAAUUGCAGAUGAGGCCCCAAGACACUGUCUUGAUUGUGUAGAUGGUAUUGUCAAGGCCUCAGAGGAUACCAUGGAAGUUGAUAAUACGGAUGAGGCUCGAGAAGAGACCAGCAUACCUCAUGCUUUUACUGGAUAUGUCGCAAAACAGUCUCUGGGGGAUGAGUACACGUUCGAGGGAAUCGAGGGGUCAACAGUUGAAAUGCCUGUUGGGGAGACCAGAAAAUUUAGCUGCUGUUGAACCAUUAGCUGAGGAAACCACGGAAGGUGAGAUUGCAGCCAAACCAGAAGAUUAGGAAACUGCAGAAGCUGACAAGACUCUGGUAACUACAGCAUUGACAGCUCCGCGUUCAUUUGUAUAAAUUCCAUCUAGAUCUAAUCGUCUAGCGUGCACAAUUGAUUACUCCAACAUCAUAUUGGUGCAGUGAUCAGUGGAGCUGGUCUUAGCUGUUGCCGUGUGCAAUAUAAACCAUGAUUUUAACUGAUGUUUCUCUUGUCAUUUGACUGACAUGUACGAGUACUAGUGUUUACCAUCACCAAGAUAUUGAAAAAUUAUCAUGAA